This is a messenger RNA of Morchella sextelata, 453 nucleotides long. RefSeq lists its product as uncharacterized. NCBI's taxonomy places the organism in Eukaryota, Fungi, Ascomycota, Pezizomycetes, Pezizales, Morchellaceae. Bases 1 to 453 code for a protein of 150 amino acids. The transcript is spliced from 2 exons. The record is from RefSeq and is a predicted model, not a curated record.
AUGGUUAACCCUCCGGCCAGGUUGAUUGGCGUCUUCAAACUGAGUCCCCAAAUGACAACCGCCCAGGCUCCGAAAAGGCCAUGCGUCGCCCCUCCAGGAUCCAGGCUCGAAGCCGCCCUCAAGAAGUACCUCUCCUUGCACAAAGAGUACAGCGACCUUCAAGCCCACUGGACGGACCUCCGCCUUAUCCACGAGCGCCUGCACAAGGAAUACGAUUUCCGCCUCGACCCCAGCCUUGCCGUGAGCAUCGACGACCCCUCGGCCAACCUCGACCCGCGACACCUCCCCUCUCUUUUGGAGGACUAUGCCUCAAGAGCGGAGAACCUCCUCGAUAGGGUUGUCGCGAGCGCUGAGGCCGCGAACGACGUGAACGAUCGCUGCAUGGAGAUCCUGGGGGAGUUGGAGAAGGCGAAGGAGGAGUGGGUGGCGCUGGGGGGGAAGUUUGAAGAGUGA